ACUAUCAUCACUACCGGCGUGCUGUGUUCCUUCUUUUAUCCCUGCUAUCGAUUCUUAUUUGAUAUAUCUUAUCCAAUCUUAUUUGGCCGAUAUCUCGGCCAAAUCCACGCCAAAUUGUGCAAAAUCACAGUGAGGCUUCGACUAAUUUUUAUCAAUUUUGGUUCACAUGGAUAACUAUUUUUGGGGCAUACAAUGCCAAACAACAGUCAAUAAGAAUCAUUUUCACAUAAGGAAUAAUAGGAAUAAUUUUCCUAUGUUAUUUCUUGUUCUUAUUUCUGUUGUUUGACAUUGUAUGAUGUCUCUUAUGUGUAGAAUGGCAGCUGUUCAUUCUUAUAAUGCGGAAAAGAACCGCAAACUAAAAAGAUCAAAUCCAACGAAUAUAUCAGAAAUGAGUAAUCCGAAGAUUAUGUAUCUUCCGCCCAACAAUUUUAUAGAGAAUAAUAUUAUAAAAAGACUAGAAAAUGAAGAGCAAGACGAAUAUGUACAUGAAGAAUAUCUAAUCGAGGAUGAACAAUUAAAUAAUGUAGAUGAGGAUGUUGAAAACGAAAUUAAUCAUGAAGAUAAACAAGUGCACAACAAUGCAGUAUGUUGUAGUAAGUAUACAUUUUUUAACAUCUAUACUUAUAUUAUCUGUUAUUAUCUGAUUAUUUUAUUAUUUUUCUUUCCAGAUAAUUGUAGAGAAGAACGAAAACGUUAUGAAUAUUUGAUUAUGCGAAAAGUAAAUGAGUUAAUAGAAAUUGUACGAGCAAAUACUAAUCCUAUGGAGCAAAGAAAUCGUAAUUAUUCACUUCUGCCCCCGAUGCCAUUCAGUAUAGACGCACUACAACAUUUUGAUCAUGAUUUGAAUGAGAGUGAGGAAAUGCGAAAUCAAUUUAUGCAAAAAAUUCAAGAAAUUGGUGGGAAGACUGUUCAAAAAGUAAUCAAAUAUGCCAUGGAAACAGUUAUGACGGAUAAUUUAACUUAAACUGUAGUUUGGACUCUCGGAGCUGAAAACGUUCCAAAAAUUUCAAAAUUUAGAUUUCCAUACCUUAUAAUUAGUACGUAAAAAACCUUUAGUUAAGUAAAAUCCUAGACAUUGUGACGGCAAUGCAGAACAAAUGUAACGGAAAUUGAUUUCUUGAACUACAGAUGUUAAAUUUGUUUAAUUAUGAAUAUAGCGAAUGUUGAUCGAAAUAAAUAUUUUACACGUUAGUUUACAAUUUGCAUUACAUCUGUUCCACAUUGGCAUCACAAUAUUCAAAUUGACACAUAUUCUGCCAGUCAAUUUUAGAAUGGAAAAUUGGCAUUUCUCUUCUAUACAAUAUUCGGAAAUUUUAUCCAGGUGUUUUCGAAUGUCGUUCUGUCUUUGUUAACUACUUAAAGUUAUAUAGAGUUAUAUAAAGACAUUUGAAUGAAUUUAGAUGAAGUUUCCGAAUAAAAACACAGCUCUAUCAUAUUUCGUGAUAUUGUAUUGAUAAUAUCCGUUUACUUUUUCUAUUUUUUUAGAUGUUGUACGUAACAUAUUUCCGGAAACAAAAAUAAAAGCACUUGAAGCUCGAAUUGCCGACUGGCUUCGCCGUGGGGGCGAUCGAAUAAAAGCAAUCAGAGUAGCUGAAAAUAAACGACGUGAACAACGUGAGCAACUAUAAGUCUGUGAAAAAGACUGACAAAAUAUUGAAUUUUAUGUUUAAUAUUAAAUUUUAUGAUAAAAUUUUAUGAUAAAUUUUAAGACAAAAUGUUGAAUUUUGUGAUAUUUAAUAUUAACAUGGAUGUUUUUUUUAUAAAUAAAUAAUAUUUUGAUUUUCUUAAAUCUGAUGUCUAAAUAUGAAUUGAGCAGAUAAUGAAAGUUUAUUAUCUGAAAUACGGAUUAGUUAAUUGUUAACUAUUAAUAAUUUUAAUUAAUAAUCAAGUUUAGUUGAUUAGUAAUUAAAAUUGUUAGUAGUUAUUGCAAUAAACUAAUCCGUAUUUCAAAUAAAAAACUGAUCGUUGCUUAUACCUAUUUUAUAUAACCUGUAAAUAAUUAAGAUAUCUUUUGGAUAUUAUAAAUUGAUACCAUUUAGAUAACCUUUACAAACUUUCUUAAUGACUAUAAGGUAUCUGUUAGAUGACCAGUGUAUUUGUUAAUUUUAUGACUUUAAAUGGAUAUAUUUUGGUUAUAGCAACUCGAUAACUUUAUGUUUACAUAUUGGCAAUUGAUAAAGGUUUACCAUAUGCUGGCAAUUUGAUAACCAUUAUAAGUUUUCCCAUAGUUAGCAUACAGACAUAAAUAAGUCAUCAUCCAAGCGAAAAUAAGUGAUACUAUUUGUAAUGCAAAAAGGUAUCUUUUUAGCCAGUAAAAAAGUCAUCCGAAUCUUUUUUUGGUUAACUUUUUCAUAUCUUUUUGAUAACAUAUUGCUACCUGGGUACUUACCUGAGGCCGUUCCUGGAAGGAGAGCCGUUCCUGAUCCGUCCUGGGAGAAGCAGCAGCACCUGAAAAAUAAAAGAUACAAUUAGUUCUAAAUAUUAAGUGCAGAUCCUGAGUGUGCGUGAGCACGAGUGUUAUUGGAUUACGUUCGAGUUUGUAUCCAGCCGUGACGUCGGGAAUCCGUACGAGAGCUCGAGGCCGUUACAGUCACCACAAGGUCAUCGAGGCAACCUUGCUUCUGGUAAAGGUGAAAGAAGCUGGCCGUGUAGGGGACCUGUUAAAAGAGCGACAAAAGGUUUGUGAGUUUCCAAUUAUCCGAAAGUUCCAAUUCCGUGUAUCAAAUCUCCGGUCACAACCUAACCUUAAAACCGGCCCCCAGCAGCUCGCAGCACCCCGACCCGGUGGCGGCAGUAGCAUCAACGUCUGGCCUUUCGGCGUCUUAGACCAAGCUGUUCGUGUCCGAACGAGUCGAGAGGAAGACCAGCGACGGGAAAAGUAUAGUAAGCGUCAUCCUGCAGCGUACCCCAGUACCAACGGACGACGGGGCAACCACAGGCAAGCCAACCCGACCCGUAGCUGAAGGGAAAGAGGCGUAGGACACGCUAUAUCAACACGAGGUCAAACCCCGACAAUUCCUUUUAUUUUCCAAACUUGCGUUAAUUAUUUUAUUACAAGUUUAGAGCGAGCGGUAAAUCAGCGCGCGCAGAUAAAGUCAUAUUUCUCGACUUAUUUUAAAUAUGUUCUUUUAACAUUCACUUAUUAUAAAUAUUCGUGUGCUCAUUAUUAUUAUAUAUAUAUAACCUUAGUUGUAAGCAUUCUAAGUAUUCAUUUCAUAUGUUUGUGUGUGACAUCCUUCACACAAUGAUUUCUGUACCUUGUAUGGUACUGCUAGCUUUAUUAGCUAUUUUCUUUUUUGUAGUCAUUAUAAUAGUCAUUUGCUACCCAGCCUAUUUCUAAAACUGUUUUAUUUCAUUCUUUGUACUAGCGUGCAUGAUGCUAGAAGCGCAACGCAUAUGCUUUAACUUUAAGUUAAUUAGUUUAAAUACACUGAGGCUCAACGCCAAACUCCUUCUAUUAUUUGUAUUUAGUUACAUUACGUUCAAUUUAAGUCGUUUUAUACGUUUUACAGUUCAGUUAGUUCAUACAAUCAUUUUAAGCAAACUGCACUUUAAGUGCAAUCUUUAUAGUAUAAACUGCACUUUAAGUGCAAUAUUCAAAAAUUCAUGAUAACAUUGGUAAAUGCAUCAAACCGCACUCUGGUGCGCUAUUUAUGUACAACCGAUACCCAAUAAGGAAUUGGUACUAUUUGAUAUUAUUUUAUCUUACGAAAUUGUCAUUUUGACAUGUUCGAAGCUCAACUUUUGUGCUAUGCUUAUUUUCUUACAAGUCUAAUUAUUUUGAGGCUUAACGCAACUCUUUUAGUUUUAUACGCUUAUUCGAUGCAUUUCCUAGUGUCUUGGCUUUAGUGAGCCACGAAUAACAUAAAAUCCGUUAAUCGAUGUGAAUUGCACCUUAAGUGCGAUCAUCGGCAUAUAGCUGCACUUGCAAGUGCAGUCUCCACUUGAUGGUGGGGAUACGCCGAAAUGGAGGGGGCAACAGACGCGAUGCCCACAGCGCAACGAGACCGCGCAGCCGAGCAAGCCGCGAGAAGUGGGGGCUUCAACCAACCUUGCGCCCCGAAAAACCGACGCCACGCGGGAUUGGCGGAUCCCGACGGAAGGAGGUAGCGUCACUCUCCCGAGUACUUAAGCGAGCACCGAGAGCUCUCGAGAGCUUUCGCGCCCGAUCUUUUACCACGACAACACUUCGGAAGUAGAAGACGAGUUUUCGCGCCCGAACUUUUACAGCAAUAACACCUCGCAAGUUAGAAGACGAGCUUCGCGCGUAAGGGCGUUGGUCGCCGAAUGCGAGUAGGUGACCACCGGCGGAAGUUCCGCGAUUCGAGUAAUUAAAGAUCGUUUUGCGUAAUACGUCAUUGUUAUCCGAAUGCGAGUAGGAGUAACAAAUUGCGAAGACUCUUCAUUAGUCUUAUUCGUUAACUCGUUUGUGAAGUAAGCGACGCGGACGGGAAGUGUCUGUGAUAUGAAGAGAAUAUAUAAACGAUCGAAUAAAUUUUUAUAUUUUAUUGUUAAUUAAAACAAAGUGAACUGAUUUACUUACCCAUGUGUUGUGCGACGAUCCUGAUCCUGGGAGACGAUCCUUGAUGAACCUGAAAUAAAAAAAAGGGACUUAAAAGGGAAAAUAAUACCUCUCGAGGCUGUGAACGCGGGUUAACACUAUUUCGUUAGAUACUUGCCUGAGGCCGUUCCUGGAAGGAGAGCCGUUCCUGAUCCGUCCUGGGAGAAGCAGCUGCACCUGAAAAAUAAAAGAUACAAUUAGUUCUAAAUAUUAAGUGCAGAUCCUGAGUGUGCGUGAGCACGAGUGUCAUUGGAUUACGUUUGAGUUUGUAUCCAGCCGUGACGUCGGGAAUCCGUACGAGAGCUCGAGGCCGUUGCAGUCACCACAAGGUCAUCGAGGCAACCUUGCUUCUGGUAAAAGAAGCUGGCGACCGUGUAGGGGACCUGUUAAAAGAGCGACAAAAGGUUUGUGAGUUUCAAAUUAUCCGAAAGUUCUAAUUCCGUGUAUCAAAUCUCCGGUCACAACCUAACCUUGAAACCGGCCCCCAGAAGCUCCCAGCACCCCGACCCGGCGGCGGCAGUGGCAUCGACAUCUGGCCUUUCUGCGACGCAGCCUAAGGUUUUCGUAGCUGAAAGGGUCGAGAGGAAAACGAGCGACGGAAAAAACAUCGUAAGCGUCAUCCUGCAGCGUACUCCCGUACCGGCGGACGACGGGGCUACCCCUGGCAAGCCAACCCGACCCGAGGACAGCAGGGAAGCGGCGUAGGACGCGUUUACAUCUACGAGGUCAAACCCUGAAAGAUUUUCUUAUUUUUUAGUUUAUUUUCUAAACUUUUGUUAAAUAAUUUUAUUUCGAGUUACCAGCGAGCGGAAAACCAGCGCGAGCGCAUAGGGUCAAAUUCGCGACCUAUUUUUAAUCAUUACUUAACUUUUCUUAUUACAUAAAUAUAUAUAUUCGUGUGCUUAAUUUUACUUAUAAUCUUAGUUUCUAAGUUUUCUAAGUCCUUUUUUCAUAUGUUCGUGUGUGACAUUUUUUAUACAAUGAUAUCAGUACCUUGCAUGGUACUACUAGCUCUAUUAGCUAUUUUCUUUUUCACAGUAAUUAUAAUAAUCAUUUGCUACCCAGCAUACUUCUAAAACAGUCUAAUAGUUAUUUUCUGUACUGGCAAGCGUGUUGCCAGAAGCACAAUGCAUGUGCUCUAUUUUAAGUUAAUUAAUCUAAAUACACUUAGGCUCAACGCCAAAUUCUUUCUAUUGUUUAUAUUUAAUCACAUUACGUGUGAUUCAAGUCAUUUUAUAAGUUUUUUUAGUUCUUUUGCAAGUUUAAGUAAACUGCACCUUAAGUGCAAUCUUUGUAGUAUAAAAACUGCACUUUAAGUGCAAUAUUUAAAAUUUUACAGAAACAUUAGCAAAUGCAUCGAAUCGCACUCUGGUGCAUAUUUCACGUAAAACCGACACCCACUGAGGGUUUGGUACUAUUUGAUAUUUUCUAUUUUUCGAAAUUGUCAUUCGGACAUGCUCGAAGCACAACUUUUGUGCUAUGCUUAUUUUCUUACAAAUCUAAUUAUUUUCUGGCUUAAUGCCACCUUUUUAGUUUCAUACGCUUAUUCGAUGCAUUUCCUAGUGUCGUGGCUUUAGUGAGCCACGUAUAACAUGAAAUCGGUUAGUCGGUGUGAAUUACACUUUAAGUGCGAUCGACGGCAGACAGCUGCGCUUACAAGUGCAGUCUUCACUCGAUGGUGGGGAUACGCCGUGAUGGAAGGGACAACAGACGCGUUGCCCCACGGCGCAACGACGCCGCGCAGCCGUGCCAGCCACAGGGAGUGGGGGCUUCUACCAAGCCUUGCGCCCGGUAACACCGACGCUACGCGGGAUUGGCGGAUCCCGUCGGGAGGGGGUAGCGUCUCUCUCCCGGUACAUAAGCAAGCAGCGAGAGCUCUCGAGAGCUUUCGCGCCGGAACCUUAACAGCGAUAACAUCUCGCAAGAGUGAAAGACGAGCUUUCGCGCCGGAACCUUGAUAACGCUAACAUCUCGUAAAGUAAAGAAGGAGCUUUCGCGCCGGAACCUUUACAGAGUUAACAUCUCGACAGUGCGAAGUCGAGUUUUCGCGCCCGAUCUUUGUGAGCGUUAGGGCGUUGGUCGCCGAAUGCCAGUAGGUGACUACCGGCGGAAGUUCCGCGAUUCGUAUAAUUAAAAAACGUUUCGCGUAAAAAAUUAUAGUCACCCGAAUGCGAGUAGGUGUGACAAAUAGCAGACUAUUCGAUAGUCUUAUUCGUUCACUCGAUUGUGAAUUAAGCGACGCGGACGGGAAGUGUCUGUGAUAAAGGAGAACAUACAUAUUUUCUUGAAUAAAUUUUUAUUGUUAUUGUUAACAAAACAAAGAGAACUGAUUACUUACCUAAGUGUUGUGCGACGAUCCUGUUCCUGGGCGAUGAUCCCUGAUGAUCCUGAAAUAAAAGAUAGUUACUUACCUGAGGCCGUUCCUGGAAGGAGAGCCGUUCCUGAUCCAUCCUGGGAGAAGCAGCAGCACCUGAAAAAUAAAAAGAGAUAAUUAGUUCUUAAUAAUAAGUGUGGAUUCCGCGUGUGCGUGAGCACGAGUGAAAUUGGAUUACGCUCGAGUCAGUAUCCAGCCGAGACGUUGGGAAUCCGUACGAGAGCUCGAGGCCGUUGCAGUCAUCACAAGGUCAUCGAGACAACCUUGCUUCUGGUGAAGGUUAAAGAAGCUGGCGACCGUGUAGGGGACCUGUUAACAGAGCGAUAAAAGGUUUGUGAGUUUCCAAAUUAUCCGAAAGUUCUAAUUCCGUGUAUCAAAUCUCCGGUCACAACCUAACCUUGCAACCGACUCCCAGACGUUCCCCUCAGCCGGUGGCAUCAACAUCGAAACAGCAGCAGCGGAGUGGCGAAAUAUCAUUUUACGAAGCUGCGAGAACUGAGAGGAAGCACCUUCAGGGUAAGGAGGUACUUAGCGUGACGUUGAGACGAGCGGAGGUGAUCGCCGACGCGAAGAAGCAAUAGAGUCGCGUUAAUCUUAAUAAAUGCGCGAGAUUUAGUAGCGAGCGCAAAAAGAUAUCUUAUAUUAUUUUUAAUAGGCUAGCGUUAAUUUUAGUUAGUUUAUGUCAAAGCGACAAUGUUUUUUAUUUUUCGUUUACCAAAGAGGUACAAGUCAUUAUUCGAUAGCUAGCGAUAAAGUGAACGCGCGAAUAGCGUAUGAAUAUGUUUUCCUUAUACAAGUUCAUAUAUAUACAUAUAUAUAUAUCUUUAAAUUUUAUAACUUUAUUAAUCUUUUAUUAUCCAGUAAAAUACGUUUAAAUUCCCUUUUUAUUAGUUUAAUGCAUGUUGGUAAAACGAAAACGGCAUGUGUAAAGUCGAGAAAAAUCUUGUCUUAUUUUUAAUAAAUGACUUUGUAAUUUUUAUGUUAUCUUUAAACGUUACAUUCCUUGUAACAUACGCCUGGUGCAUGUACGUCACCGUAACUUGAUAUUAUUUGUCGUUUUAUCAGUUUUAAGAACAUUGAUAAGUAUUGGUCAGGGUGGCACUUUAUUUGUCAAACCUGCACUUUUAAGUGCAACCCGUAGAAACAUUACGGGGAGCAAAGUACAGCGUAAAGCGCAACCUGAGCUGCACUCUGAAGCAAUAACGAGCUAUCCUGUGAUUGGUCGACCAGCCUGGAGAGGGGAUGACCACAGCCAUCCUGCGAAGCGGCAGUGCCAUCGUACGGGGAUUGGACGUACGAUACCUGGAGGGGGUAAACACACUCUCCCGACGUCGCAGACGCACGGGGAUUGGAGGAAGCGCGCAGAGUGAGGGAAGGCACCAACCCGGGUAUAAAAAACGAUGCGAGGAGCUCACGAGAGCUUUUCGCGCCACGAAUUUCGUCGAGUAAAAACCUCACGACAUUAAAAGUGAGAGCGACGCGUAGUGUUUCUAGAAGUUACGCCGAAUGCGAGUAGGCGUGCGUGAGCGCGAUAGUUCCGCGGGAUUGCUCGAAGUGCAUACCGUGUUUAGUUUACGAACUGGGCCGAAUGCGAGUAAGCCCAAGAUUUUUUGUUUAUUAAUUGCAAUCCGUUUACCUGAUUGUGAUGAGGCGUCGCGUACGAGACAUGUGAAGAUUUAUUUUGACACACGACAUUCCGAAACGAAUGUGAAGAAACGACGCGUCCGGGAAGUGAUUGUGAAACGUGCAAAUCUGCAAAACAUGAAUAAAUUGUUUUUUUUAUUGUUUGUUUAAUAAUCAAACGUCUAAUUAACUUACCUUGCGUGCGUGAAAAUCCGAUCCUUGUCCUGGUGGCUGAUCCUGGGAAAACCUGAAAAGAGAAAAAAUCCUAAUUACAACCGGGGCGCAAAGCAGACACCUAACCUAAAAAA
This is a messenger RNA of Monomorium pharaonis (pharaoh ant), 8866 nucleotides long. RefSeq lists its product as uncharacterized. The transcript has 6 exons. NCBI's taxonomy places the organism in Eukaryota, Metazoa, Arthropoda, Insecta, Hymenoptera, Formicidae. The record is from RefSeq and is a predicted model, not a curated record. Bases 293 to 964 code for a protein of 223 amino acids.